AUGGUCGAAAAGAAAGCGGUAGAAAUCACACAAGCGUGCGCAAAAGCUGCCAACAAGCUGAGCAACGACCAAUGGCAAGCUUUAAUUGGUCUCCACCGGACUUUACUCCAUGAGCACCAUGACUUCUUCCUCGCGUCGCAGCACCCCACAGCUUCGCCUGCUCUGCGACGCCUCGCGAAGAAGUACGCCAUGCCAGCUCGAAUGUGGAGACAUGGAAUUCAUUCGUUUCUCGAGCUUCUCCGUCAACAACUGCCCGGGUCACUGGAGCAUAUGUUGGCAUUCGUCUACAUUGCUUAUUCGAUGAUGGCGCUUUUGAUGGAAUCUGUGCCGCGUUUUCUCGAGACUUGGAUUGAAUGCCUGGGAGAUCUCGCCCGCUAUCGUAUGGCUAUAGUAGAAGUCGAUCUGCGUGAUCGCGAGAUCUGGUCUAAAAUUGCACGCACAUGGUACAAUAGGGCCGCAGAUCUUUCUCCCGAUGUGGGAAGGAUCCAGCAUCAUCUCGCUGUCCUCGCGAGACCCAACAUCGUACAGCAGCUGUUUUAUUAUUCCAAAGCCUUGGUCAGCAUCAAACCGUUUGAGAAUGCUCGGGAGAGUAUAAUGCUACUGUUCAACCCUCUGUUGGAUACCGAGGAUCCGUCUUAUGACAAAUAUCGGGCUACUGAGGCUUCCUUUGUUUCCGCCUUUGCCUUCCUCUUCAAGCGUGGAUCCCUACAGAAGUAUCAACUGCAUAUUGAAACAUUCCAACAAGGACUCAGCGAUCACAUCACGCGUGCGGCCGCUGAGUGGAAAACACAAGGCCCAGAGGUUGCUGCAUCUAUAAUCGCUGGAGUGCUCGAUUUUGGAAAGCCAGAAAACCCAGUCUGGACAAUGUACCGUCAGCACAUCGCGGCAAUCGAAUCCCGCAAAUCCUCCGACGAAACCAUGGAACAAGGCCAGAUUGAUGCAGAGGAUGUGUCCAUCCGCGAUCUGCUGUUCGAGGAGUUCUGGUCGGACGUGGACGCUAAAGCGCCCGUAUUAGCCAGGGCUCCAACAUGGAUUCCCGCUGAAGUGGGACUUGGCUCAUCCCAGGCGGUUAGUAUUUAUGUUCUGGAAAUGCUGCGCUCGGCUGUUGCGACCAACGCCGGCAAGAUUGGGGACAGAAAUGUGGUUCCUUUCAUGAACUUUAUUCUCGGCUUUCUUUGGUCGCUGGCGCGCAUCGGUGGUCCUCUGAUCUACCUAGAGGCUCACAUUCCAUGGUCGAAUAUCGUUCUCUUCCUCAACAUGUUAGGACGGUCGGGUGUGUCUGAACGCGUAACGGCUGUAACGUUCCCUCAAAGCACCAGUGGCACUGGUCGCCAGCUCCCGGAGGACAUUCCUGCACGCGGAGCAGUGUGGGCGCCAGACAUCUUCCCUCCGGACUUUUUCCGAAAUACCGUCGCUGACGAGGAUGAACGCUCACUCGAGUUGCCCAGUCACACAGCACCCCGUUAUGAGCGCUGCCUGUGGUUCGGAGUUCGUUUAGCAUCGCUCAAUCGCUAUAUUCGCUACAACGUAUCUACAAAGCAGUUCUCCCUGUCCAAUUAUGCUAUGGCAUUGGAGCAGGGCGGCCGAGGCGAGAGCCAUCAGCCCGGACCCACUCAAAGUCAUACGGCGGCUGAGAAGCCUCACCUGCUGCAGGACGACACAGGAGAUGUUGAGAUGACAGACGAACAGGCCAGUGGCUCUAGCCCUCUUGAGGCGGAUUCAGACUACGUUAUGAUCGAUAGGGGCUCCAUGGUCAGGAUCUAG
This is a messenger RNA of Cyphellophora europaea CBS 101466, 1764 nucleotides long. RefSeq lists its product as uncharacterized. The coding region runs from base 1 to 1764 and encodes 587 amino acids. Gene Ontology annotation, cellular component: telomerase holoenzyme complex. NCBI's taxonomy places the organism in Eukaryota, Fungi, Ascomycota, Eurotiomycetes, Chaetothyriales, Cyphellophoraceae. Gene Ontology annotation, molecular function: telomerase RNA binding; telomeric repeat DNA binding; protein binding. The record is from RefSeq and is a predicted model, not a curated record. The transcript has 2 exons. Gene Ontology annotation, biological process: nuclear-transcribed mRNA catabolic process, nonsense-mediated decay.